AUACCCCUGCGAGAUGCUUCCGGCCAAUCUAUACAUGAUUUUGAUAGCCACAUGGGAUUUCAGCCGCCGCCGGAGUUGUCUACACCUCCUAAACUCUCACUCUAUUCACUACCUUCCAAACCACCGACACUGCCGCCCGAUGGCCUUACGCCACCACUAAACACCGUGGCCACCAUCCCAUUCCUAUGGGAGGAAGCUCCCGGAAAACCAAGAGCCACUGACGAUCCACCCAAGUCCAAAACAGUCAGGUCUCUAGACCUCCCUCCAAGACUCACCACCACCACCACCACCACCACCACCGUCAGUCCUAUGAAUAACGGUGUUGGAAUACAGAUUGUACCCUCUCCGACCACCGUAUUGAGUGGACCUUAUGAAGGCGUGUUAUACGGUUCAAACACGCUCUUGGAGUCGCCGGAGAAGGCUCCGGUGGUUUGUAGUAAGAGUAAGAGUAAGGGGAAGAUGAGGAUGCCUUUGAGGAAGCUAAUGAGAAAAGAUAGAUCGCCAGUUAAGUUCAGUUCAUGGAGGUGGGAUAGUCUCAAAGAUAUGGAGGGCGGUAGAAUGGAGAGAUCGCCGUCGCUGAAGUUGUGUUCAUGGAGGUGGGAUAGUUUCAGGGAUAUGGGUGGUGGUGGUUCUUUAUGUUCUUCAUUUGAUGAUGGUCAGAAAGCUGUUGAUCAUUCGGGUGAUAAGCUGGGAAAAGUUACAAGGAAAAGUAGCUUCACAUUCGCCGGCGAUGCUACUAAUACUUCUAGCUUCCUCACGAACAUGUUGGGUACCUUUAAAAAGGCAAUGCCAUGGAGAUCACGAAGAUAAGGAUUGAUAACUCACAUAACCUCAGGAUUGGUGAUAUGGUUGAAUAACAUGAUGGAGUUGGUAUACGAGUGUGCAAAAAGCUUGAAACGAAUUAUAUAUAUAUAUAUAUAUAGAUGAAUGGUGGUGGUUUGUUAUAGUGUAUCGAUGAUGAUAAAGCAAGUGGUUAGAAUUUUCCAUGUUUUUGAAGUUAAUGGUUUUGGUAGAUGGGGUUUGUAAAAGUACGUUUCUAAUUGAUAUAUAAUGAAAGGUGAUUUGGUUUUGACAUGAAAA
Molecule: messenger RNA, 1080 nt
Organism: Cynara cardunculus var. scolymus (artichoke)
Lineage: Eukaryota; Viridiplantae; Streptophyta; Magnoliopsida; Asterales; Asteraceae
Exons: 2
Coding region: 52-810 (252 amino acids)
Source: RefSeq, a predicted model, not a curated record